AUGAAUACUUACUCAAAUCUUGACUUUUCAAUAGAUGAUUACAGUUUAGAAGAUGUAAUAAGCAAGUCAUCAAAAGACCUUGAUAAUUAUAUUAAAAAAUUUCAUAAUCAAAUAGUAAAACUUACUGAAAAAACAGAUAGAGUUAAACAUUUUCAGAAUAAUAUUGCUGAAAAUUUGACUGCAAUGGAAAACAGACAAAAAGAACUUGAAAAUAUUCUGAAUGAAUUUGAUACAAAUUCUGAAGAUAAAGAAAAUGAAUUUAGCUCAUUGGAUGAUGAAAGAGAAAAGUAUUAUGAACUUUCAAGGAUUCUUAAUCAGGAAUUAAAUGAGAUGAAUGAAACAAUAGUAAAACUUACUGAAAAAACAGAUAGAGUUAAACAUUUUCAGAAUAAUAUUGCUGAAAAUUUGACUGCAAUGGAAAACAGACAAAAAGAACUUGAAAAUAUUCUGAAUGAAUUUGAUACAAAUUCUGAAGAUAAAGAAAAUGAAUUUAGCUCAUUGGAUGAUGAAAGAGAAAAGUAUUAUGAACUUUCAAGGAUUCUUAAUCAGGAAUUAAAUGAGAUGAAUGAAACAGUAUCUAUGAUAAUCAAAGAUGUUAACAGAAACUUGUCAUCUUCAUUUUCUAACAUGUCUUUAGAACACCAAGAUGGGUCCGAUGAUGAAUCUGAUGAACCAAUGAAUCAAGUUGUCAAAAUACUCAAUUCACAUUUAAGUACAGUGCAAUGGAUAGAUUCAACAGCAAAUCAAUUAUCUGCAAUUGUUCAAGGAACACAAAGCACAAAAAACAAAUAA
This is a messenger RNA of Entrophospora sp. SA101, 792 nucleotides long. The record is from the annotation of a GenBank genome assembly. NCBI's taxonomy places the organism in Eukaryota, Fungi, Glomeromycota, Glomeromycetes, Entrophosporales, Entrophosporaceae.